This is a messenger RNA of Prorocentrum cordatum, 6124 nucleotides long. Lineage: Eukaryota; Dinophyceae; Prorocentrales; Prorocentraceae. The record is from the annotation of a GenBank genome assembly.
AUGGCGGCGGCGCGCCCGCGGGCAGAGGCGUCUCCUGGGCUUCUCAGGAUGGUCGGCUUCAACCCGUGCGCAGCGAAUCGCAUCUCCAGCAUGCUCACAGAGCUCCAGAACUACGACCCCACCAAGAGCACGGUCAUGAUCAGCCCGCUGGAGACCCCGAUGGAGCUGCUCCACGUGCCAGGCCUAUGGGUCCCCACCGAGCAGAUUGUCUGCGAGGCGCUGAGGAGCAUGGGCGGUGAUAUCAAGAUGAAUACGGCCCGCUGCCUCAGCGACCCGCGUCGUGGCCUCGCCUUCAUCGACGCCGUCAAGCUACAGCUCCAUGACCUGCGUUUCCUGGGGGCCGCGGCGAUCGGGGCGGCGCCGAAUGGCGGCCCGCGCAGCAGGUCUGGCAGCGCAGCGAGCUGCAGGGCCUCCUCAACAGCUGGGCGGGUUUUCGCCAGGGAGCGCAGGAACACCAUCAGCGCGCUGGGCGCGCUCCCGAGCGGGCUCCGCUGGCAGCUUGGGCAGGUCCCCGAGGCAGCGAGGUCGCUCAACCACGCCCAAUCGGCGCUGGAUCAGACGGCGAGCUACGCGACGAGCGCCGCGCACCAUCCCCCUCAGAUAGAGGAGGGGCUGGCGAGCGUAUUCCAGCAGCUCCACGGCCUCCAGCGGGCGCCGGGCAGUUUCGAAGGGCAUGGCGAGACGCUGGGCGCAGCCCGCGCCGUGGUGGGGGCCUUGCGGGCGGAGAAGUCUAAGGCCCAGGAGGGCAUGGAUCAAAUGGCCCACGUGCUCGUGCACAUCGGAAACAGCGUAGCUGCCCUGGUAGCAAGCGCGGACGCGGACCAGCUGCGGCCCUUCCCAGAGGAGGAGCACCAGGCGCCGCCGUUCACCGACAUCGUCGCGGUCGCCGAGCCCCUCGCCCAGCCGCGCCCGGUGCCGCCAGGUGCCGCGGACCGAGCGCAGCCGCCAGAUAGAGCCACCCGCGCGCUCGGAGUCUGCGCCGCCGACGCCAGAGGCUGGGAGUCGCAGCAGGACAUCUCCGGCCAGAUCCGCUUCCUCAACAGGCGGACGGGCAACACCCAGUGGCAUCAUCCAGCUGGGGCGGCGAAGGUGCAGGGUUUACGCGACCGGCUUGAUGGAGUCCGCGCGCAGCUUGCGGAACUCCAUGCCGGGUGCGCGGAGCUGGCGGAUGCGCUGCGCCGCCCGCCCAGGGCGCCCGCCACGCGGGCGCCGAGUGCAGCUCGCGCGCCCGCGGCCAGUCAGAGCCACCCCGAGUUCCCCGACCUGGCCAGGAACCCCUUGGCGCACGCCAGGCCCCAAACGCCGGCGCAGCUCCAGCAAGCGCUGGUCGGUUGGCUCAUGAGGUUCCACGGUGCCGCGCCCGCGGUCGUGGGGGCCGAGCCCCCCUAUACGCUCGCCCUAGGGGGCGCGCCCCAGCCAGACCUCGACAUCACCUUCGCCGCGCAACCCUGGACCGCGCUUCCCGCGCAACUCCUGAACGCGCCCCAGGGCAAGCUCAUCGCCGAGGGGGCCCGCUCCGCGCUUGAGCACAACGUCGAGGAGUCCCUCGCCUUCUUCAGCCCAUGCACGGAGCUCAUCUCAGCCUCGCCCCCGGCCCCCACGGCGGGCCAGAGACGCGUGGCCGCCAGCGGCCAGCCAGGCAGCUGCUGCCACCUGCUGUCCGCCACUGAACCUGACGGCAGGGCGCACGGAGAGAGACCAGACUCCGUGUCGUGGUAUUGGCUCAAGGGCAAAACUGCGUGCCUGCCGCUGCUGCUACCACGCGCAGGCGCCACGAGCAGCGCCGCAGCUACCAAAGCGACGGCGCCCGGAAACGCCGCGAACAGCUGCGCAGACGGCGCGAGCCGCGCCACAGCUUCCACCGCGACUGCGACCCGCAGCGCCACGAGCAAAUCCACAGGCGCCACGAGCUACACCGCGGCUGCCGCCACGAGGGCUAUCCGGCGCCACGAGACGCACCACAGCGAGCACCGCGACUGCAACCGGCAGCGCCACGACGCGUUCCUGGUGGACAACAGCGAGCUCAAGGCCACCGCGCCCGGCCUCUAUUACCGCAGGAAGCCCAGCCUCGAUGACACCGACAGAAAGGGCGUCAUGGUGAGGUGGGGCGACACCGUGAACGGCACAGUGACGGAGUGCGGGAGAUUCGUCAAGGUGGGCGGCCGAUAUCUGCCCCUUGAGCUCGGCGGCUGCCGGGUGCUGCGCAGCCCGUUGGGGGAUUCCGCCGCGGCCGUGUGCGCACCGGCCAUGCAGCAGACCACAGCGACAGCGAGCCAGAGCGUGCCAGUGAGCCGAGAGGACCGCCUGCGCUCCCACGCGCCCGGCGAUCAUGACCGUGUGUACACGCACUGGUCCCGGUAUGCCUCUGCCCGCGACCUGCUCUCGUUGGACCUUGCGGACCGCUCGCACGACCAGGGCAGCGGCCGACCUCCGCGGGUCCUGGAGGAGGCGGUGCGCCGCAGUGGACCCCUGGCGUCCCGCGACGCGCCGAAGCACACGCUGGGCGCCCCCGACGCCGCGCGCAGACCAGACUCGUUCCUCGGGACGCGGGACAGCAGCACGGUCCCGGCCGACAUCCUGGGGCUGGCCGCCGACAUCGCCGCGGCAGCCCCGAGAUUCGACGACAGUCAGUUCAGCUCCUCCGAGGUCGCUCCGUCGUACGACCAUCUGCCGGCCAUGACCGAGAGCGAGUACGACGACUCUUAUUUGUCGUUCUCGCAGUCGGGGGGAGGGCCCCAGGAACUGUCGCGGCCAAUGGCGGAAGAGGAGCGCUCGUACUCGCGGUCUUCGUUUGGGGAGCGGACGGUAAGCAACCAGCCGUCGAGAGAUCCGAGAGACAACAUGCACAACAUGCACUUCAGCGAGAGGUGCUCCGCGCAACAGGUCCUGGUCUCCGCCAUGCGCUGGGGCCGGGUGGUCAGCCACGAAUCCGUCAUGGCGAGGGCGGAGGAACAGAGCGAGGCCAAACUGCGCAGGCAGGCUCAGAGGCAGAUCCUCGAAGCGGUCAAGCAGAGUUCCCGCCUGCUGUUGGUGGCGGUGGUGAUCUACGGGAGCGGAAGGCUGUUCGAGCUCGUGCUGCGCUCCCUAAAUAGCUGCCCGUGGCUCUGGCGCGAUGGCAAGCAGCCGCAGGGGUCCUACACCGCGCUGGCGAGCCUAACGGCGGAGGGCCUUGUGGUGUUCGUUGGGUUCCUGGCUGCCCUCAUGGGGAUCCGGCGCCCGUGCCCCCGCAGGCACUACUUCGUGCUGCUCGUGGUGGGGCUUUACAUGGUGGCGUUACCUCUGUUUCCCACGGAGCCCUCGUGCGACGAUCGGUGGCGUUACCAACAGUGCACGAUGGGCAAGGACUUGUUGCGGCCCUACCAGCAGGGGUGCGGGCCGCAGGGCCUGACAGCCUCGGUGGCGAACCUUGCUCUCAUCUGCACGUCUCCACACAUCGUGCCCGAGCUGAGGCAUCUGCUAUUGUUCGUGGCCCUGGACAUGGCGGGGUACGUUGCGGCGUCUGUAAUCUACCUCUACGUGGCCGGGCUGGGGUAUUACACUUGGGUGGAUAUUAUGGUUGCCACCCUUUUGAUCGCUGUCGCCAUCGUGAUGGCUGCAUACACAAAGUACAGGAUGCGAGCGCGACAGAAGUAUAUGAACCUGCUCUACCAGCGAAAGGCGCAUGCCUCCAUGAAGCUCCUCGACCUGCUCCAGGAUUUCCUCCCGGACCACAUCAUUACACAGAUGCUGAAGAACCCGAACGCCAUCUCCGCAGAGCAGAUUCCAAAGGCGUCCGUUCUGUUCGUGGUGAUCUCGGACUUCCACGGUCACAUGAGCCGGCGGUCGCCGGAUCAGCUCCUGGACUUCUUGAACACCCUCUUCCGCAAGAUCGACCGGAUAUGUUUCGAUUGCCAGGUGACGAAGAUCGAGACGGUGGGCGAGGAGUUCGUCGCAGCCGUCGGCGUGGAGCCAGAGGACUACUCGAAUGGGAGCCACAACCACGGGGAUGUGCUAAGCCGCCUCAUCGUCGCCGCGGUGGGUAUAUUCAUGGCGCAGGAGGGCGAUGAGGGCGAGCCCCUGACAGGCGUCCAGUUCAGAAUGGGGCUGCACACUGGCCCGGUCGUAGCCGGCGUGAUCGGGCAGAAGUUGCCAAGGUUCCGCCUAUUCGGCGACACGAUGAACACCGCCGCCAGGAUGAUGCAGAAGGGGCUCGACGGCGAGCUCCAGUUCGGUGAGGAGACCCGGGCGUGCAUGCCCACAUGGGCGCGGUACCGUUCCAGGGGAAAGGUCGAGAUGAAGGGGAAGGGCCAGGUGGACGCGUACCUCCUGGACAGGUUGGGGGAGGAUUCUGGGGGGAAUGUUUGGGAGCAGAUCCGCUCCUACGGGCUCCGCAAGGCCAGGCGGGGUAGCCUGGAUAGCAUCAUGUCGCACCGCAGCUGGGACCCAGACGAUGAUGCUAGCGCAGAGCAGGAGCAGGAGGACCUGGGGACUGGCAGCAGAAGCGCAGGUAGCUCGAUCUUCAGGGACACUCGCCUGAAGAGACUCGAGCACAGGGUGGCAAACUAUUUCAGGGGCGGUUCGCUCUUCGGCGGCGAGGUCAGCAUCGAGUGGCUUCAGGAGUUUUAUUACUUCCGCAUUGCGAGCCACCUGGGGCGGCGUUCAGACAGGCUCGCCGCCGUGAUUCUAGUGCUUACCCUGGCAGAGGUGUUUGUGGCUGAGAUGAUGCAGCCUCGCAUGGGAGAUGUGCUCGGCAUGAGACGGACUUGGCUGUUCCUGGUCAUGCGCGCCACUUUGCUUGCGCUAAUCUUUCGGUGGCGCAUCGUUGCACAGAACAAGGAUUGGAUUUUGCAUUCGCCGGCGGAGGCGGAGCUGUGGCGGUUGGCGCACGCCUGCGCUUCGUUGGUCCUUCAGUUUAUAGCGUACGGCCUGCUUUCUGAAAUCGAGGAGUUCAACCUGGACUUGAGCGUCUCACAGGCCAGGGAUGAGAUUCGGAGAGAGCCCCUCAGGGUACCCCUGUGGCAGAUGAUGUUCCUCUUAUGGUACGGGGUGACCGUGAUGGGAUUGCAGCUACGGGUGGGGCCGACUGUUUGUUUCGUGGCCUUCUCUUUGCCAACGCCGUACAUAAUUUCGUCUGCAGUUCCGGCUCUUCGCAACGUUGGAAGCUCGGUCCAGCUUGUCAGCAUGUUCAUCAUGGGCGUGGUGAGCGUGCAGAUAGCCGGGAUAGACGAGACCCAGGACAGGGAGCGGUACAUGGCGGAGAAGCAGGUGAAGUUUGCGCAGCACCGCAUGGACUCGAUCCUGAGCCAGCUGCUGCCCCCCCUGGUUGCAAGCGAGAUGAGCAGACGACCCAACAGCGUGAAGAUCCUGCAUCACAGGCAGGAGUACUCCCACUUUUACCAGCAGGCCACCAUCGCGUGCUCGGACCUCGUGGGCUUCACGGCUCUGGCAAGCACGCGCACGGCCACGGAGGUCGUGGAGCUGGUCAGCGACCUUUUUGGCAGAUUCGACGGGCUCAGCGACGUCUACCGGAUCUGCAAGAUCGAAACCGUCGGCGACGCUUACAUCGCCGGCCAGGCGGCCCGGCCGCUCACGUCGGUCUACAGGCCCGUCAGCGUGGUCCUCUUCGCGUCCGAGAUCGUGGAGGCAGUGAGGGGCUGGUCUCGCGACAUGGGCGUCCCUCUCGACUGCCGGGUUGGCGUUCACACCGGCGAGUGCGUCGGUGGUGUCGUCGGCGCGGAGAUGAAGCGGUACCACCUAUUCGGCCACAUGCUGUCAGCCCUAGAGCUGCUCGAGUCCACCGCCCCGACGGGGCAGGUGCACCUGAGCGGCGCGUGCCUGCGGGCCCUGCAGGCGCAGGCCACCGCAGAGGGGUUCGGCGACGAGGUCGUGGUGUGCACCCCCAGGACGGAGCUCGUCCUGAAGACGUCGAAGGGGGACCUGGUGCUGUACCAGGACAUCGGGGGCGCGCCAACGUUUGUGGUGCAGCGCUGCGCCCCCGAGCUCUACGAUCUCGAGGUGGGGGUCAUGGCCGAGUCGGAAGACAAGCCGACCGUGUCGGCGUCGAUGGUGCUGACGCCGGCCAGCGCGCAGUCGAGGGCCCGCACCCCGCUGGGUGCGUCCCGCCACCUGCACCCCGUCCCCAUCG